AGGAGACCAUCAGGGAAGCUCGCACAAGGCAGCCAUGGCUUCCUGCUGCCCUUUCCAGCUUAAUCGGAUCCAAGGUUCUCCAUAGCUUUAGCAUCUUCUUCCGGCCUUUUCGUCGCCGUUGCUUCGCUCCAGUCCGAAAAGGUUCCUUCUUUGGCCAAAGGCUGGAGCUUUUGAUUGGAUCCGGAGGCGAGGACUGAUGCGGCAGUUGUCGUCGUUGUUGAAUGGGCUCGCGAAGUCGCUGUACGCAGGGAAGAGGAAGGUUCCGGGGGUGGAGGAAGGCAGGGAGGCGGCGGAUGAGCUGAGACGGGAGGCGAAGAAGAAUGAUACGAUAUUGCGGUCAUCGGGCACGACGAGGAGCUGCGUGUCCGUGUUCUCGCAGAGGGGGGAGAAGGGGGUGAAUCAGGACUGUUCUAUUGUUUGGGAGGUACUCCUUCGAUCCCAUAUCUAUUUCAUGCGGUCUCUGUGCAUUUUGGAAUUUGGAUGCCAAGAAGACAUGAUGUUUUGUGGAAUAUUCGACGGCCAUGGAUCAUGGGGGCACUAUGUGGCUAAAGCAGUCCGGAAGUCGCUUCCUUCAUCUCUACUAUGCAACUGGCAGGAGGCUCUUGCACUGGCUUCUUUGGUUGCUGAUAAAAAGCCUUGCCAUUUUGAUGUGUGGAAGCAAUCAUAUAUUAAAAGUUUUGCCGCGGUGGAUAAGGAGCUUGAACAUGAUCGUCGGCUGGAUUCGUUCCGUAGUGGCUCUACCGCUCUCACAAUCGUCAAGCAAGGGGAACUCAUGGUAAUAGCAAAUAUCGGUGAUUCGCGUGCUGUGUUAGCGACGACUUCUGAUGAUGGCAGCUUGGUUCCUAUUCAACUUACCAUUGAUUUUAAACCAAACUUACCUCAGGAAGCUGAGCGCAUAACUCAGUGCAAAGGCCGUGUGUUCUGUUUGCAAGAUGAACCUGGUGUGCACAGGGUGUGGCUACCAAAUGAGGAAGCACCAGGAUUGGCCAUGUCGAGAGCAUUUGGAGAUUACUGCAUCAAAGAUUUUGGCCUUAUUUCUGUGCCUGAAGUGACUCAAAGGAGCAUAACCGGCAGAGAUCAGUUUGUGGUACUUGCCACAGAUGGGGUAUGGGAUGUCAUCUCCAACCAAGAAGCUGUGAACAUUGUAUCAUCGACAAAGGACAGACGGAAGUCAGCCAAAAGGCUUGUGGAGUGUGCCGUCGGCGCAUGGAAGCGCAAGAGGAGAGGAGUCGCCGUCGACGACUGCUCCGCUGUAUGCCUAUUCUUUCAUUGAUACAUCGUUAAGUUGAUGUGUUGUGUGGUCUUAAUUCGAAGGUCGUCCAACAAUAACAUGGAUUGAUGCUAAUCUUUGUCUGAUGAAAUGCUUGAUGUAUUAUUGUUCA
Messenger RNA from Musa acuminata subsp. malaccensis (wild Malaysian banana), 1382 nucleotides. NCBI's taxonomy places the organism in Eukaryota, Viridiplantae, Streptophyta, Magnoliopsida, Zingiberales, Musaceae. The record is from RefSeq and is a predicted model, not a curated record.